UCGUUCUUUUAUAAGCUCUGUUACGCCAUUGGAACUACCAAAGCCAGUGUUAUGAAGUACCAAGCAGUCUGGUUAAUAGCUGAAGGUUCUUGUAUCAUAUCAGGCUUGGGUUAUAAUGGCCGCUCAGAGGAUGGUGUAGUCCGAUGGGAUGGAUGUAGCAAUGUCCAUCUACUUUUAUUUGAAACCGCUUACACAUUCCAGCACGUUAUAGAUGCUUUUAAUUUGAACACUAAUCAGUGGAUGUUUAGAUAUUUGUACAAAAGGCUCCGUUUCCUUGGAAAUAAACUUCUCUCACACUUUUUAACGCUCGUCUUUGUGGCGCUGUGGCACGGUAUCGCUCCCGGCUUCUUCCUGUGUUUUAUUGGAGAGUUCGUUAUCAUUGUUAUGGAGCAGCAACUCUUGGGGCUUUGUCGUCGUGUAGUUCAGACGCCAUUCGCAGCUUUCCCGCCGUUAUUGAAGAUACCCAUCAUCCUCUUGGGUGUUUGUUUGCGACUGACAGGCGUCGCGUUUUUCUUGAUUCCGUUCCUGCUGCGGAGACUGGACUUUACUCACAAGGCGUGGCUUUCUCUCUAUUACGUGGGCCCUGUUAUAUUAGUUACUUGGUUUACUCUUUACCCAACGUUUUUCAAGCCAUUGGCAAGAGUUCUGAAGAGAAAAACAGAGGAUUCGAAUAAGAACAAAUUAAAAGAACCAAAAAAAGAAGAGUGAAGAAAAUUGACCCAGUUGGUCUUCCCAAGUCCAAGCGACCGUGUGUCAUGUGGCUUUUAUGCUGUUGAACAGUACAUGAAUUAAAGAUAAUAUUUUUAAGGAAUCAUAACUUAUACAUACAAAAGUAUUAUAUUUAAUAUCAGUCUUGUUAAGACUAAUGGAAUAGCUCUAAUUACAGACGUAUGCGGUUUGUGACGUAAAAUAACAAGCACUAUGAGACGACAGAAAUACUCAGUUCGUUUUCAUAUCUUGAUUAAACCGUAAUAACUAUUAAUCGAAGGAAAAGUUGUAAUUGUCUUUUUCUAUAUAUUGAAUUGAGUAUGCUAAUUUAAACAGUUGGAAUAUUAAACUAUCGGGAUUUUCGUUGUAGAUUUCUGACUGUUGUUAACUGUUAUUCCGUUUGGCCAAUUUUGCUCGUUAUGCAUCUUUCCCACAGAGCAAGAAAAUUUCAUG
Molecule: messenger RNA, 1161 nt
Organism: Orbicella faveolata
Lineage: Eukaryota; Metazoa; Cnidaria; Anthozoa; Scleractinia; Merulinidae
Product: lysophospholipid acyltransferase 5-like
Biological process (GO): lipid modification; phosphatidylcholine biosynthetic process
Cellular component (GO): membrane
Molecular function (GO): lysophospholipid acyltransferase activity; 1-acylglycerophosphocholine O-acyltransferase activity
Source: RefSeq, a predicted model, not a curated record